Molecule: messenger RNA, 1440 nt
Organism: Rotaria sp. Silwood2
Lineage: Eukaryota; Metazoa; Rotifera; Eurotatoria; Philodinida; Philodinidae
Source: the annotation of a GenBank genome assembly
AUGACAUUUAAUGAAUUAUAUAAAUAUGGUGUAACAAGUACACAAUUACUUGAGUGGUCAGCACCGAUUAAUGUUGCUGAACAAUACGAAAUAAACGGUUCUCAUUCAACAGAAGUUUUUUACAAUUGUUCAUUACCUUGGUUUGGUCCAAAAUGCCAAUACAGAUUCGAUAAUGAACUAGCACUGCCGUUUCAUGAGAUUGUUCGACGAAACUUUGUUACUCGCCCGAUAGCUUCAGCAGAUUCCGUUGCUGGUACGUGCUAUCCAUUUGUAAUCAAUUGUUAUCCUAAUUCAUCAUCAGUCUGUCUCGAUUGGCGUGAAGUUUGUGAUGGAAAACUUGACUGCACCAAUGGAGAAGACGAGGAAUAUUGUCAUAUACUAGAAAUGAGUGAGUGUCCCGAUGAUACAUAUCGAUGCCAUUAUGGUGGACAAUGCAUUCCAUUGACAUUUGUACGAGAUGGGCCUAUAAAUGCAGAUUGUCUUGAUGGUACUGAUGAAGCAGAAUUAUAUGAUAAAAAACUGCUCCGUUCUCAAAGUCCUUGCUUUACUUUACCGACAUUUCGGUGUGAAGAACGUACUAGCCGGUGUCUUCGUUCUUUUCCAUGUGGUGACGGUCAGCAUUAUCUUACUGAUAUUGUUUCACAUCCUUUAUAUUCAUGUUUCAAUGGUCGACAUGUACAAAUAGCUCGAUAUCGACUGAAAUCUCUUCCUGAUAAAGUUCAAUGGCUCCUAAAUGAAUUAUUCAAUUUCACAUUAGCCUCGAGUGCACUUUCUCUCAGUCAAAUAUUAAUAAAUACAACAUCGUAUUAUAAGAUGAUAUCUUGCGAAUCUAUAGACAAAAAAUGUUUAUCACAAUGGAUUUUUAAGGCUGAAAUGCCUUUCGCUUAUUCUAAGUUCCACUUUAUUUAUUUACCUGAUCGAUUAGUUGAUGAUUUUCUCUCUUUCGUAAAGCCUGAUUUUAUUUGUUUCAAUCCGAAAGAAUGUCCUGCAUUCACCAAAUGUGCCGUAGAUAUCGGACUAAACAAUGGACUCACUUGUUGUCCUUCUAAUGAACUAUCUAACAAAUCAUCAUUUAUUAUCGGCAAAAUUUCUGCUACUGUUGAAAAACUGUUUGUUCGUUGCACAACGACUGGUAUAGAAGAAUCAUGUUCACAUCGAUCACUUUUUCAUUGUCCAAUUUCAAUGAAAUGUAUUUCAAAACAUCGCCUUCUUGAUGGUAUUUCUGAUUGUUAUUUUGGUGAAGACGAAUCAUUUCCUACUUGUCAAUUGAACGAUUCACAACGAUUUAUUUGUGAAUCUGAAAUAAACAAAUGCUUAUCGCCAAUAGCAUUAAACAAUGGUAACAAUGAUUGUAAAGGUAAAGAGGAUGAAAUCACUGAAAAUGGACUCAAUAUUUUAAAAGGAAACAUUCCGUUUGGUCUAUUAUGNGUUGUGCAGUGA